AAAGACUUUGGGGCCGGGGAAAGUGAAAGAACAGCCAGACAUUCGCCUCUGAGAAGUUUCCCAGCAGCAGUGACAAUGGCUGUAGCCCUGAGGGCUGAAGAUGUGUCCUUGUUAAAGGUCUGGCAGCUCCUGUCGCCAUUAAACCAGGAAACUUGAGCCCCUUUGCCCAGACCUUGUUGGUUAAUGGAUUCCUGCUAAUGUUUGGUUAGAUGCCUUUUCCUAUUUCCUCUGGCAGAAAACCUUUGGAACAUGUGUUUGUUUCUGUGGGGCAGAGGCUUGAAAAAGAGUGAGGAAAGGAAGCUCAGCAUCCUAACAUGCAGGUGUGAGCCCCCUAGAUAUUGCUCUGUUAUUUCCAGCUAAGGUCAGACACCUUCCCUCCUUGUCUCCUCAUUAAGCCAGAAUCCCCAUGGAUCCUCCAACCUGAAAAGAGCAAAGGGAAGAAAAGAGCCUUGCGUUUGAGCAGCAACUCUAUGCCCAACAUGGCACCACAUCCUUUCCAGAUACCAAGGCACUUGAUGCUCAUGGAGAGCCCACACACGUAUUAGGAUCAUUACCCGCAUUUUACAGAUGCACAACGAAACUGCGAGCAAUGAGUUGUUUCAAAACUUCACCGAGCCAUUCCUGGAUUUAUCCCACUGUGAUCCUGUGCUUAUUUGGAUUUUUCUCCAUGAUGAGACCCUCAGAACCCUUCCUAAUCCCAUAUUUAUCUGGACCAGAUAAAAACCUGACCAGCUCAGAGAUCACAAACGAGAUCCUUCCCAUUUGGACAUACUCUUACCUGGCCCUGCUGCUCCCGGUGUUCAUCCUCACCGAUUACGUCCGCUACAAGCCAGUCAUCAUCCUACAAGGGAUCAGCUUCAUCAUCACCUGGCUGCUUCUCCUGUUUGGCCAGGGAGUGAAGGUCAUGCAGGUUGUAGAGUUCUUCUAUGGGAUGGUCACUGCCACCGAGGUGGCCUACUAUGCCUAUAUUUACAGUGUGGUCAGCCCAGAGCACUACCAGAAAGUGAGUGGCUACUGCAGGAGUGUCACCCUGGUGGCUUACACGGCGGCCUCGGUGCUGGCCCAGCUCCUGGUAUCCUUGGCCAGCCUUUCAUACUUUUAUCUCAACGUCAUAUCCUUGAUCUCCGUCUCCGUGGCCUUUCUUUCCUCACUUUUCCUACCGAUGCCUGAGAAGAGCAUGUUUUUUCAUGUAACACCCAGCAAAGAAGUACAGAAACCACCAAACAAUGCUGCAGUGUUAGAUGGAACUUACAAGGUUAACACACCAGGUGGUGAAGAGAAACCCACUUCAGAAAUACCCACCAUUUCGGGGACCCUGGAUAAUCAGCGGUUGAAAAAGCCAUUGCCAGGAAAUGUAGUUUUGAGUGUUUUUGUGCAGUGGUUCCAAGAUUUGAAGGGUUGUUACUCCUCAAAGCAUCUUGUUUACUGGUCCCUGUGGUGGGCCUUUUCCACAGCAGGUUUUAACCAAAUUUUGAACUAUGUUCAAAUCCUGUGGGAUUACAAGGCGCCAUCCCAAAAUUCAUUCAUCUAUAAUGGGGCAGUAGAAGCUAUUGCAACCUUUGGAGGAGCCAUGGCUGCCUUUGCAGUGGGCUUUGUGAAAGUCAACUGGGAUCUCCUGGGAGAGCUGGCUCUAGCGAUCUUCUCCACCAUUAGCGCAGGAUCUCUGUUUCUCAUGCAUUCCACAACCAACAUCUGGGCAUGCUAUGCUGGCUAUUUGAUAUUCAAAACCAGCUAUAUGCUUCUUAUAACCAUCGCAGCAUUUCAGAUUGCAGUUAAUCUGAGCGUGGAACGCUAUGCCUUGGUGUUUGGAAUGAAUACCUUCAUUGCCCUGGUGAUCCAGACCAUUAUGACAGUGAUUGUAGUAGAUCAGAAAGGACUCAACCUGCCAAUCAGCAUUCAGUUUUUAGUUUAUGGGAGUUAUUUUGCAGUCAUUGCUGGCAUUUUUCUAAUAAGAAGCAUAUACAACAUCUGCUCAACCAAGUGCCACAAGCAGGCCCAGAGCUCUGCUACAAGUCAGAAUCCCAUGGAGCCCCAUGAAGAUGGACCCAGGAGUGUCAACAUGGAAACAAGACUCUAACCUUAUGGUAACCCUGCAUCCACCGAGCAAGGACCUCCUGGUCACAAAGUCACUGAGUGAUGCAAAGUGACACACUUCAAAGCCUAGGUUUCAAUGAGCCUUUUCAAAACCACAACAAAAUAUCAGUAUUAGACCAGAUAUCUAUGUGCCCAGCUGGAUACAUUCAACAAAUCCCAUCAUCUCAAUCUAACAGCCCGUGCCAGGGACCCCAGUGAGUAGCAAGGACUGGGCAAUUCUGGUUUUGGGUGCUCAUCAGGACAUGCAAACAGCAUGGAAACAAGCGUGAGAACUUUCCACCGUUCUCGAGUUGAUGUUCCCCACUCCUAAGCAGAAAUACUAACUGGAUUCACCCUGUUGCCUGGCUUAGGUCUUUGUGGCAACUUACUGAAACUGGCAAGAGUUGGGCGGGUUUUUGUCACCUAGCCAUUUUCCUUCUUCUUCUAUUAAGUAUAUUUCUAUAUAACAUGUAGUUCUCUAAGAGAAUUUCAAGGUUUGGUCCCAUUUCUAAGGAUCCCUCUUCAAUCCUGAUAACAUGACAUUAUCCACAUGCUAAAAUUUGAUAAUAUCACCAUAUAAUUUUGUCAUGAUUACUUUUCACCGUGCGUUCUGUUGAGCUUUGCUGUUGAAACUCUACCUCAAGAAUAGCUCUAGACAUUCCUGGAUGUCCACAGAAUGACAGUCGAGUCAACUCCUGGUGGCCAUCAGGGAGACAAUGAGCUUUCUCCCUACCAUGACCCCAGAUCUGUGUCUUAAUGCUGUGUCCGUGUGAUCUCUGUGUAAAACAGAGAAACUUAAGUAGAAAUCUCUAGGCGUUUUUAAGUAUUUUUAAAUAAGAAAACACUGAUAGGGUGGGGGAAACGCCUAAUUUUUAAGUGGCUUGUGCCAAAUAAAAUAAUGUGAGCAAAAAUAUUAAAGACUCUUUCUAAUUUUUGGAUGAAUUGUACUGAGAAUCAUCUGUGCUUCUCUGUCCUCCGAAACUUCAAAAGAGGAUAUUUUGAACAGUCUGCCAUGGAAAUAAAGAAUGCCGAUUCAA
This is a messenger RNA of Suricata suricatta (meerkat), 3110 nucleotides long. RefSeq names its product solute carrier family 19 member 3 (gene SLC19A3). The coding region runs from base 590 to 2077 and encodes 495 amino acids. The transcript is spliced from 6 exons. Gene Ontology annotation, biological process: vitamin transport; transmembrane transport. Gene Ontology annotation, cellular component: plasma membrane. NCBI's taxonomy places the organism in Eukaryota, Metazoa, Chordata, Mammalia, Carnivora, Herpestidae. The record is from RefSeq and is a predicted model, not a curated record. Gene Ontology annotation, molecular function: thiamine transmembrane transporter activity.